Trypanosoma cruzi is the source of this 5664-nucleotide messenger RNA. RefSeq lists its product as uncharacterized. Gene Ontology annotation, biological process: RNA 3'-end processing. Gene Ontology annotation, molecular function: poly(A) RNA polymerase activity; mRNA binding. Lineage: Eukaryota; Euglenozoa; Kinetoplastea; Trypanosomatida; Trypanosomatidae. The coding region runs from base 1 to 5664 and encodes 1887 amino acids. The transcript has a single exon. The record is from RefSeq and is a predicted model, not a curated record. Gene Ontology annotation, cellular component: TRAMP complex; nucleolus.
AUGCACCAGAGUCCUGGCGCGCAGAAUACUGCUCGAUGCGGAAAAGCAGACGACUGCAAGUGUUCCGCAAACUGUGCUGGCGGCAGUAGUCCUGCUGUUUGCAGCAUGCGGUCACAUUUGAAGGCUGCCGCUUCCCAUGAGGUUAUUGUUAACCAAGAUACCCACUCUGAAUCUUCACAGGAGUGCGAGUGGCCGUCGUCGAUGGUGAUAGAUGAUGAGCCGGGAGUGGUUGUGGAGGCGGAACGCGCUUCCUUGCCUCUCGUCAGAAACGAUAAAAGCAGCAGCUCAGGGAAGGCGGGGAAGGAAGGAAUGGCCCAGUCCGUUCUUUCAUCCCGGAAAGGGGUGGUGCCGAGUGCACCACUGCCGAUGUUUGCAUCUGCAUUGCCCUUUGGAUCGAGUUGCGAGGAGAAAACCGGAUCUCCUGCUGAUGGAGAGGAAGAAGUGAGGUGCUGGUUGCCCGGAGGCAUUAGCGGUUCCCUUCCUCGUGCGACCCUGACGCCAUCAGAGCAUGUUGAGGAAGUAGGGACCGGCGCACGACACAGGGAUCCCGGGGAGUUGGUGCAUUCAUCCACAAUUAACGCAAGCGGAUACAACACUUCAGAUGAUGCACAUAGUCAAACGGAGCGAAACAGAGUUGGGUUAUCGUUAGAGCUUCAGCAGCUGUUCGCAACGGGUGCAGCAGCGCAAACCCAACCGAAACACGCGGGUAUUGGCGAUGACGUUCCUGCCACUGUGAGUGACAACAAUAGUAGCCGGGGUAGUAGUGGCGCUGCUGUCAAGCGCGGGGCGAAGGACGUCGUAAAAGGGACGGACUUGCUGAUGGAAGCUGUAAAUGGCAUGAAUGCUCCUAGACCAACGAAUAGAAAGACUCCAGCGAAUGCCAAUUCACGCCGUCUGUCUUCACCAUCAUCACCCAGGAAGGCUUACUUGUCACGGGAUAUGUUUGCUGUGUCACAAGAACGAGCUUGUGAGACAUCAAUUGCCAAAGCGGGUUCUUUUAUUUAUCGCAAUCAGUUUAUUCACCAAAUUAAAUCCGCGGGGAAUACGGGCCAAACAGAUGAGUCAAAUAGAUGUGAGCUUAACGGCUUCUCACCAGCCUCGAAUUGUUUUGUAGAUGGAAAUAAGAAGGAUAAGAACGAGGGCACUAAUUUGAGCGGCGUGGCUGCGGAUGGGGCGAAUAGCAGCUCCUGUGUACAUGCACGACAAGUCACGCCAAAGAGGCACCCUUCCACUGGAAAUGCGAAAUCUGUUUUACCACUUCCUUCGAUAGACUCCCCUCGAGAUGUUGCACAGAGCGGUAGCAACAAUCCCGGUCGUCCUGGCGCCGGUGCACCUGCGUUGACUUCACAGCAACUGCAACAAAGCUCCGUCUUGGCAAAAAAUACUCAGAAGCUGGUCUCCCCCGCCAUUGGUUCUUCCCACUGGCCCUUUUUGCCUACACCUGAGUUUGUGUCUAGCUUACAAAUUUACGUGAAUACAUGUCUAGGUCUUUGCGAGUCCGAUAUGCAGGCGAGACAUAACUUCAUUACCCGCAUUCAACGCGUUGUGACAAAGGUUCUUGGUCCUCACGCGGAGGUAAGAGUACAUGGCUCUAUUACGACAGACCUUGCGCUCGCUUCCAGUGACAUUGAUCUACUGGUUGUAGGGUACGAACCGCUUACACCGUUGCAAGCAAUUCAACAACUGUCGCGGGCUAUUCUUCACAUCAGUGAAGAUGAAUUGCAAGUGCUGGAGUCUGAGGAAACAGGAGAGACUAGUGCGGGCGCGGCAGGUGAAGGGUCGUCCCAUGUAUUUGUUGAAGUGAGCUCAGGUGUCGCUGAUGAGGGUGUGUUGGACGAAAAGGGUGCACCAAUUCCUUCUGUGGCGGAGUUGGAAGACGUCACGUUGGGGCCAGGGGGUGAACUUGAUGCUGGAGAUCCCAUCAUGCGGAUGGAAGAGGAGGAGGCCGAGUACCGUUCUCAGAUUGAACGAGACUAUUUACUUAGUACACGAGCGGGGCUCACAUCGGCCGCAAUGGUGAAUUCUUUGCCCUCUCAGGGUCCAAAGAAAGCUGCGAUGGCGCUUCAAGGUUACAUGGGUCCGUUUGCAGCCACACCACUGCAACCCCCUCUCCUGCGGUCGCUUGUAGAAAAUGGAAUAGUGGCAGAUUUAUCAAUGCCGAUUCAUCAUCAGCCCAAUGCGGGGGGACACCGACUGUACGUCCCGACGCUUGAAGGUCCCUACUUUCAGGUUCAGACCAUCGUUUCCACCCGAGUACCAGUCAUCAAAGUGACGGAAAAGGCCACUGAGAUGCGGGGCGACAUCACCUUCGCUGGUGGCGAACACUGGCGUUCGAUGCAACUGACGAACCGUCUGCUGAAGCGGUACCCGGCGUCAAGGGGGCUUAUAUUGUUCCUUAAGCAUUGUGUGAGGCAAAUGGGAAUAGGUGACUCACAGCCAGGUGGUGUGACUUCAUUUGCCAUCUAUCUUAUGGUACUACACUUUUUUAACGAAAUCUCUCGACACCUGGAGGGGAUUCUUCAGCAGCAACAGGAAAAACAACAGGAGCGCGAAGAUCGAGAUAAUGUGGUGACGAAUUCUGGAAAUGAGGGAACGACAGGGACCUCCAGCGGGACGGGCGAUGGUGUUACUAGCGGUGUGCACAUCAGUGGAACAAGUACACCGACGCCCGGAGCAACGAUGCCUUUGGCUUCUCUGAAGGCAACUGCCGUAUCUUUGCCUGCCCCUCAGCAAAGGUCACGUUUUGACGAUAGAUUCUCCUUGGUGGAAAUGAUGCUUUUGCAAAGAGUUCACCCCUAUCAUGAGGAGAAGGGCGGCAAACAGAAUACGGCGAGCAUUUUGCAUUAUAUCCGUACAUUUCUUGAAGAGGAGGAAGUGUCUGUGAGUGGCGACGAAGGCGGCAAGGAUCGGGCGGCAGACCUCAUAAAGGAGCGAACGGGUGCCAAACUGGUGGCGCCAUUGGAUUACGAUGCUGUUUCAGGCGAACUUGCGUCCUAUGGGCAGGUGCAACAGAAAGCAGAUGUGGUCUUUGCCGCAUGUGAGGCCUUGGAGGUUCCGGGCUUAACUUUAGAGCAAGGCGAGAAUGAUGUUAAUAUUGAUGAUCACGAUGGCGGUGAUGACCAAAAAGCAGUAGCAGAAUUGAAUCACGUAGCCGAGGGCAAAAAUUCUGACGGUGGAGGAAGCGGGUGCCUGCAGGAAAAAGAAAGGGAUGAAACGGAGGAUGCGGCGGAUAGCAAAGCUAGUAUUUUACGCUCUCUGGCACUACGGCUGCUUUCUACUUCAUCGUUGGGGCACUUGUUUCAUGACUUUUGUUUUUACUAUGGUUUUACAUUUGACUACGACAAUCACGGCCUGUACUUUGAUCCACUUGGAAACUCUAGCGUUGUGCCAAAGCCUCGGAAAUGCCAGCAACGGGGGCAGCAUUUGUACAUGACGUCACCGUUUGACGACCAAUACGAUAUCACCGCGCGCAUGUUGCACACACGCGAGUUCCAGGAGCUUUGCCGCAUGUUUGUUCCUCUCACGACUCCACUGGCAACGAUAUCUGGAUACGGUGGAGGAGGCUGCACGCUCCAAGAGGUACUGGAGUGGAUAUCACCUGAGACGGCCUUCGGGGAGCUUAUGCAAGUUCACGCAGCCAUUCAGCAGCAACAACAUCAGCAGCAGCGUGCAGAUGUCGUAGGGACGCAAUUUUCAAAGAACGAGGAAAAAGCAACGGUUCCGCCAAAUCUUUCUGAGGGUGGCGGGGGCACGUCACUCGCGCAACCGCCGUUACGCUGCGAGGUGGAAAGGAGGGAUGGAAAAAGUUCAUCUCCCCACCCGACAUUCAAUAGUGGCGUGGAGGGAAAUCUGCCAAAAGACACUCGACUGACACGUCGCCGGGAUACAAUUUUGCAGAAGACCAGUGGCAGUACCACCUCCAAUGAGCUGCGCAAGAAAGAUGACCGGGCGACGCUGGAAUCCAAUAGUGAUGUGCCUUCGGCAACGACUUCCCUCACACCCUCUUCCGGCGGCUUAAUCUUGACACAGCCGGGGAGCAAGACGAUUUCUACGGAACAUGGAACCGCCGAGAUGACAGGAGGUUGGCCGGCGACUACGCCUUCGAUGCAGCGGCAGAUGAAGCGUCGCGAGGGGGGAGCAGAGGAAUCAGCAGUUGUUUCUGGUGGUGGUGGCGCUGCUGCUUCUGGGACGCUGUCGUCUUCGCAGCCUGUCUUGGCGGAGGCUGCGAUGCGACCGCUCACGCCCGCAGGAGCAUCGGUGGCGCCCGGUUCACUCACGGGAUCUGGAGCCCCUGUGGGCGGGAAUGUAAGCACCGUGGGUGGGGAGGCGGUUUAUGCGCGUGCUCAGCACUCCCGUUCGAACCCUAUGCAACACCAACACCAACACCAGCAAGUACCGUUUUCUUUUCCUCCUCCAAUUCCCAUGUUUUUUGUUCCUCCAAACGGCGCCGGUGCAGGAUACCCUGAUCCGUCACAGUUAUACUUUCCGAUGCCGUACCCACCAGAAGCGAUGCUGCAUUAUUAUCAUCAUAAUCAUCACUAUCAAAAUCAUAAUUACAUGAUGCCGUUUCCAUACCUUGGGUACGAGAUGAAUCAGUUUUAUCAACAAAGUGCGGUUUUUGACGCGCUAAAUGCUGCCGCUGCAGCUGGUGGUGGUGGUGGUGGCAAUAGUGCGGGGGGCGGCCCCACAACCAAUCGUCAGGGAAACACGCGCGGAGCUGGGCUUCCUUCGCCGGGCGCACGUCAGCGCGCGCGUGGCGGGGCCCAUCGCGGCGGCAAUAGCGACUCCGUUAAUCCCGGAGAGAAGGUGGCGCCGGGAAGACCUGCGCCUGUGGCUCUGUUAGAGGAGCCGACAGCAGCGGCUGAAGGUAUGGCGGUUGACGGCGUGAACAGUAACAACAACAAUACUUCCAAGAAUACGAUGAUGGCGGUAUUGCCAGAGGGGCCUUCAACGAGAGAGCGGCAACCGGGUGUCACCGAUGUGAAGGAAAGACUGCAUUCUGAAGAUUCUUCUUUUUUAGCGCAAGAGGUUCAGCAGCACCAGCAGUUUCUUCAACACCAGCAGCAGUUGCAACAGCUUCACCAAUUUAGCCUUAGCCACCAAUAUCAUCAGCAACAAAAUGGCUUGAAGUUGAGGAGUGGCGGGCAACAACAUCAACAGGCGUUCUGGGGACACCAUCCACAUGCUUCAUUGAUGAUGCAACAUCAAAUGUAUGCGUUACAGAGUAGCGUCGAUAACUCCGUUUCUAAUGCGUUGUGCGCCUCAAUCCACGGGGGAGCCGUUUUCCGGCAGCAGCAACAAAACCAACAACACCAGCAACAAAAUACAAGCGGAGCGACAUAUCCGGUUGCUGCAACACCCUUCGGAUUAUCCAGAAUGCCUACCCAUGAUAUUCCCACGUCCAAUUUGGCUGUUCCAAUUUCGAAUGAGGGUCAACAACAGCAAAAGCAUCGGGAACAGAUUUCCACUGCAGCUCAUAGAUCUGAGGGGGCUGCUGCUACUAGUGGUAGUAGUAGUGGUAGUAGUAGUGCUAGCAGAAACGCUAGAGGUGGAGGUACCGGGCGUCCGCAUCACCGAGGACAGGGGGAGGAUGUUGGAGAAGGAAGAGUUGCAGAAAUAGCGUCAACUGAAGGCACUCACGGCAAAAACAACAGGCCCAAGUAA